This is a messenger RNA of Passer domesticus (house sparrow), 5737 nucleotides long. It is a transcript of the gene ITGA10, whose product is annotated as integrin subunit alpha 10. Gene Ontology annotation, molecular function: integrin binding. Gene Ontology annotation, biological process: cell adhesion mediated by integrin; integrin-mediated signaling pathway; cell-cell adhesion. The record is from RefSeq and is a predicted model, not a curated record. NCBI's taxonomy places the organism in Eukaryota, Metazoa, Chordata, Aves, Passeriformes, Passeridae. Gene Ontology annotation, cellular component: integrin complex; external side of plasma membrane.
UGGAAAAAAUUCCGAUUUUCCCCCCUCAUUUUUCCCAUAAAAAAAGUGAAAAAAAUCCCCUUCGAGCACCCAGAACCCCCCAAAAAAUAAAAAUCCCGCGCCCGCCUCCUCCCUUCUCCUUUUUUCCUGUUUUUUACCACUUUGCCUGGUUUUUUCCCUGAAAUUUUACCUCCCCCCACCCCAAAACCGCAUUUAUUUUUAGCAGCCAAUUGGAGACGAAGGCGGAGGGAAAAAUAAACUGGAAAAAAAAAAGAGGCAAAAAACCCCAAAAUCGGGAUUUUGCCGGAGCUGCAGCGAUGGGGGGGAAGCGGGGGCUGCUCCUGGCGCUGCUCCUGCUCCCAGGGCUCGCCCGGGGGUUCAACAUCGACGUGGGGCGGCCGAGGCUCUUCCGGGGGCCACCGGAGUCCCAGUUUGGCUACCGGGUGCUGCAGCGGGGGGGCCGCGGGGACAGGUGGCUCCUGGUGGGGGCCCCGUGGGACGGCGACGGCCGAGGUGACGUCUACAAGUGCCACAUGGGACCCCAGAACUCCUCCUGUGCCAAGGCCAACCUCGGCGCUGCCGUGCCGUGGCUCAGCAGCAGCGCCGGCCACCUCGGCAUGACCCUGGCAGACUCCGAGGACGGCGGGGUCGUGGCGUGUGCCCCGCUGUGGUCGCAGGAAUGUGGCACCUCCGUGUUCAGCACCGGCCGCUGCCUCCGGCUGGACCGGGAGCUCCGGCCCGUGGGCACCGUGGCACCCACAGCGCAGCGCUGCCCCACCUUCAUGGACAUCGUCGUGGUGCUGGACGGCUCCAACAGCAUCUACCCCUGGGAGGAGGUGCAGGCGUUCCUGGGCAACAUCCUGGGCCGCUUCUUCGUCGGGCCCGGGCAGACCCAGGUGGGGGUGCUGCAGUACGGGGAGCACGUGGUGCAGGAGUGGGCGCUGGGGCAGCACCCCACGGCCCAGAGGCUGCUGGAGGCCGCGCGGAACCUGACGCGGCAGGAGGGGAGGGAGACCAGGACGGCCAUGGCCAUCCGGGAGGCAUGCACCCAGUCGUUCAGCGCGGCGCGGGGCGGGCGCCCGGGCGCGGCGCGGCUGCUGCUGGUGGUGACGGACGGCGAGUCCCACGACGGCGACGAGCUGCCCGCCGCGCUGGCCGAGUGCGAGCGGCGCAACGUCACCCGCUACGCCGUCGCCGUGCUGGGGCACUACCUGCGGCGGCAGCAGGAUCCCCAGGAUUUCAUCCGGGAGAUCAAGUCCAUCGCCAGCGACCCCGACGAGAAGUAUUUCUUCAACGUCACGGAUGAGGCUGCCCUCAGCGACAUCGUGGACGCUCUGGGGGAUCGGAUCUUCAGCCUGGAAGGCACCCACGGCGACAACGAGAGCGCCUUCGAGCUGGAGAUGUCCCAGAUCGGCUUCUCCAUCCACCACCUCGAGGACGGGAUGCUCUUUGGGAUGGUGGGAGCCCACGCCUGGGAGGGGGGAGUGCUGGAGGAGCGGCGGCGCGGGCGCGUGGUGCCGGCGCGCGAGGCCUUCCAGGAGGAAUUCCCGCUGCGGCUGAGGAACCACGCGGCCUACCUGGGGUACUCGGUGUCCUCGCUGCAGCUGCCGGGGGGGCAGCGCCUGUUGGUGGCCGGAGCCCCCCGCUUCCAGCACAAGGGCAAGGUCGUCCUCUUCCAGCUGGACCCCUCGGGCGCCGUGACGGUGGCCCAGGCGCUGGUGGGGGACCAGAUCGGCUCCUACUUCGGCAGCGAGGUGCUGGCCCUGGACCUGGAGGGAGAUGGGGACAGCGAGCUGCUGCUGGUGGCAGCGCCCUCCUACCUGGGGGGGCAGGGCUGGGAGCGUGGCAGGGUCUACGUGUACCGGGUGGGGCAGGGCCGCCUGAGCCCCGCGGGGUCGCUGCUCCCCGAGGCGAGGCCGCAGCACUCCCGGUUCGGGUCCGCGCUGGGCGCCGUGCCCGACCUGGGCCAGGACGGGCUGGCCGGGGCCGUGGUGGGCGCUCCGCUGGAGGACGGGCACCGAGGGGCUCUCUACGUGUUCCACACCGCCCCUGGCACCCUGCUGCCCCGCCUAACGCAGCGCAUCGAGGCGGCCGCGCUGGGCUGGAGCCUGCGCUACUUCGUCAGCGUGGACGGACGGACGGACAUGGACGGGGACGGACUGGUGGACGUGGCCGUGGGGGCGCAGGGGGCGGCCGUGGUGCUGCGGUCCCGCCGGAUCCUGCGCGUGGCCGCGGCCGUGUCGGUGCAGCCGGCGGCCGUCAGCGUCACGCGGCGCAACUGCCGGCGCGGCGGCUCCGGCGCCGUCUGCCUGCGCGCCCGCCUCUGCUUCCGCGGCCACGGCCGCGGCCCCGGAGCCCCCCCCGGCCUGCCUGUGGCUCUCCGCUACAACGUGUCCCUGGAGGAGCAGCUCCCGGGCUCGCGGGCCGCCUUCGACGCGGGCGGCCGGCGGCUGCUGCGGCGCCGCGUGGAGCUCGCUGCGGGCGGGCAGAGCUGCGCCCGCGUGCCCUUCCACGUCCUGGACACCUCGGAGUACCUGCGGCCCCUGAGCCUCAGCCUCAGCUGGGCGCUGGACGCGGCCGCCGGGCCCGUGCUGGACGCGGCGGCUCCCACCUCGCUGCGCAAACUGAUCCCGUUUUUCAAGGACUGCGGCGACGACGACGAGUGCGUCACCGACCUGGUGCUCAAGGCCACCACGGACAUCGUGGGCUCCAGGCAGAGCCCCUACAUCCUGCGGAAGGGCCGGAGGAGGAUGCUGGUGGAGGUGGAGCUGGAGAACCGGCAGGAGAACGCCUACAACGCCAGCCUGUGGCUGCACCUGCCUGGGAACCUCCACUUCUCCAGCCUCGUGCUCCAGGAGCCCAGCUCGGUGAAGUUGGAGUGCUCAGCCCUGGGCGGGCACCGCCGGCGCUGCAGCGUGGGGUACCCCGUGUUCCGCUCGCAGGCCAAGGUGUCCUUCACGCUGGAGCUGGAGUUCAGCUGCUCCGUGCUGCUGGACCGCGCCGAGCUCACGCUCCGGGCCACCAGUGACAGCACCGAGGUGACGCCGCAGGACAACGAGGUCCGGCUGUCCGUCCCCAUCCGCUACGAGGCCAGCCUGUUCCUGUCCAGCACCACCACCCUGCACCGCUACGAGCUUCACCCCCUGGCCCCCCUCACCGCCAGCCCCGGCCCCGAGUUCAGCACCGCAGUCAAGGUGCAGAAUUUGGGGUGCUACCCCCUGGAGAACGUGACCCUGCACAUGGCCCUGCCCGCGCUGGGCCACGCCGGGGCCACCAUGCUGGCUGUCACCGAGGUGCUGCCCGACAACGCCACCUGCAGGCUGCACCCCCCCGAUAAAGGGACCCCGGUGGUGCCGGUGCCCCCCGAGGAGCUGCCGAGCACAGAGAGGCUGGACUGCUCCAACAGCCGCUGCCAGGAGCUGCGCUGCAGCCUGGCCGGGCUGGGCCGGGGCGGCGGCGCCGCCGUGCAGCUCCGCAGGAGCCUCCACGAGAGAUUCUUCAGCACGCUGAAAUUCCGGAGCCUGAGGAUCGUCAGCAGCGUCUGGCUGGGGGUCGGGGGGGGGCUGCUGGUGCUGGAGGAGGGGGCUCAGCGCAGGGAGCUGGUGCUGGAGGUGCUGCGGGGCCGCCGCGUGCCCGUGUCCCUCUGGAUCCUGGGGGGCAGCGCCCUGGGGGGGCUCCUGCUGCUGGCCCUGCUCAGCCUGGGCCUCUGGAGGCUCGGAUUCUUCUCCCACCCGAAGCCCUCCCGGCAGGAGGAUGAGGAGGAUGAGGACGAAGAGCACUGAGGUGACAGCUCUGCUGGUGGCACAAGGACAUCCCCGUGACCCUCUGGGCCACGUCCCAAGGUUUGGGAUCGGUGCAGGGAUGACAAGGACGCGCUGGAGCCCCCCGAGGAUGGAGCAGGGGACAGCUGGGCGUGGGAGAAGCGGGAACGGCCUGGAAUGGAGCAGCUCCAGCAAUAAAGCUGCAGCCUGGGGAACUGCUGGCAGCUGGAAUGUUCCUUCAUCCAGGGGGAAAACCUGGAAUGAUCCCAGAUGGGACACAGAGGGAGGGGGAGAUCCAAACCCCAGCCCCUGCUCGAAGCCAGGUCAAAGCCAGGCUCAAAUCCUGGUCAAAGCCAGGUCAAAUCCAGGCUCAAAGCCAGGCUCAAAUCCUGGUCAAAUCCAGGCCAAAUCCAGGCUCAAAUCCUGGUCAAAGCCAGGUCAAAGCCAGGCUCAAAUCCAGGCUCAAAGCCAGGCUCAAAACCUGGUCAAAGCCAGGCUCAAUCCCAGGCCAAAUCCAGGCUCAAAUCCAGGUCAAAUCCUGGUCAAAUCCAGGCCCAAAUCUAGGCUCAAAUCCUGGUCAAAGCCAGGCCAAAUCUAGGCUCAAAUCCUGAUCAAAUGCAGGCUCAAAUCCAGGUUCAAAACCAGGCUCAAAACCAGGUCAAAGCCAAGUCAAAUCCAGGCCAAAUCCAGGCCCAAAUCUAGGCUCAAAUCCAGGUCAAAUCCUGGUCAAAUCCAGGUCAAAUCUGGUCAAAUCCAGGUCAAAGCCAGGCUCAAAUCUAGGCUCAAAUCCAGGUCAAAUCCAGGCUCAAAUCCUGCUCAAAUCCUGGUCAAAUCCUGGUCAAAUCCAGGCUCAAAACCAGGCUCAAAUCCAGACUCAAAGCCAGGCUCAAAUCCAGGAUUUUGAGGAUCAGGAAUCUUGGAAUUCCUGAUUUCCAGCAGGAUGUGGAAGAGGGAAGAAGUGGAAGCAGGAAAUGAGUGGGGAAAAGAAGUGGAAAAAGGGAAAUUUCUGACCCCCUCCAGAAAUCCCCAUCACCAGGGCAGCUGGAAAUGCUGGAGAAGAGAAAAGCACUGGGAUAAAUUUAUAAAUCCAGCUGAAUUUUCCUAAUUUUGUAGAUCCAGGCCUGUCCUAGGAUUGGGGUGUCCCAGGGCAGGGAGGGAGGACAGGGACAAAGUGUCCAGGAGGUGUUGGGAUCCCCAACCUUGGGGGAAAACUGAGCAAAUCGGGGUUUUCCUUCCCAAAAAAGCUUUUUCUGAGCUCAUUUCUGCCCCCUCCCAAGCUCCUGCCCCAAUUUCCCAGCUCCAAGGAUGAUUUGGGAAUGGGAAUUCAUUGAGAAAGGCCUUUAUUGGACGGAAGAGCAAAGAAAAAUCAGGAAUUAAAUCCACGUGGGUGUGGAACCACUGAGCCCAAGGGGUUUGGGAACGUGGGAGGGGGGUCACAACGUCCCCCCCCAAAGGGCAGCCAGUGGAUCCCACGAGGAUGAGGAAAAUCCCAGGAUUCAGACCUGGAAAAGUCACAGGAAAUGGGAAACAAAACCCCCAAAACCACCAAAUCAUCAGGAAAAAGAAAGAGUUUCCUUAAGUUAUGGGGGGGGGAGUGGUCCAGAAUUCCUGCCUGGAAUGACUCGUGGGGGGGUUUGGACACACCUGGGGCCACAGGCAACGUGGAAAAGGGUCAGAAAAACCCCAAAUCAACCCCAAAAAUAGUCCAGGAUGAGCCAAAAUCCUGCUCAGAGCAUUCCUGAUACCACAGCGUCCCCAGAGCCUUUCCCGGGGGCUCCUGAGGGUCCAACCCCCCCCUAAGGAAGGCUUCCAGAACCUUCCUUCUCCCACCUGCCAUGAUUUCACAGACCCCCAAGGAUUCCAUCCCAAAACGGGGCAAUAAAAAUCUCUCGUGGCUGCAAUUCCAAUCUCCUGGAGUGCAGGAAGAUCCCAAAAAUCCCCUUUUUUUUACCCCAACCUUUUUCCAGAGAAGGCGACGAGGGGGGACUGGGAGCCCC